AUGUUUCCGGAGCCUGUACGGAAAUGGACUCUGAGGGAAAACCUCCAGUAAAAUGGCCGCCUGGCUGGAGACAAGUCAAGUGACUGACUAUGUCUCCAUUGUGUAUCAUUCCCGGAAGUGUUGAAACAAGCAGUUGUGACUUUCAAUUGGCCCAGCAGUGAUCACGUGACGUACAGUGUGCUCCAGGAAUCUCGGCUCGGGCGAAAGCACGAGCUGCGCAAAGCUGGUAACGUGGAGUUUGUACAGAGUGUUAACGAAAAGGGAUUUAUUAGGAACUGCAAAAUAAUUUAUUACACUGGUGGGGCUGUAGAGGGAUUUAUUACACUGGUGAGGCUGUAGAGGGAUUUAUUACACUGGUGAGGCUGUAGGGGAUUUAUUACACUGGUGAGGCUGUAGAGGGAUUUAUUACACUGGUGAGGCUGUAGAGGGAUUUAUUACACUGGUGAGGCUGUAUAGGGAUUUAUUACACUGGUGAGGCUGUAGAGGGAUUUAUUACACUGGUGAGGCUGUAGAGGGAUUUAUUACACUGGUGAGGCUGUAGAGGGAUUUAUUACACUGGUGAGGCUGUAGAGGGAUUUAUUACACUGGUGAGGCUGUAGAGGGAUUUAUUACACUGGUGAGGCUGUAGAGGGAUUUAUUACACUGGUGAGGCUGUAGAGGGAUUUAUUACACUGGUGAGGUUGUAGAGGGAUUUAUUACACUGGUGAGGCUGUAGAGGGAUUUAUUACACUGGUGAGGCUGUAGAGGGAUUUAUUACACUGGUGAGGCUGUAGAGGGAUUUAUUACACUGAUGAGGCUGUAGAGGGAUUUAUUACACUGGUGAGACUAUAGAGGGAUUUAUUACACUGGUGAGACUAUAGAGGGAUUUAUUACACUGGUGAGGUUAUAGAGGGAUUUAUUACACUGGUGAGGCUAUAGAGGGAUUUAUUAGAGGUUGUAGAUGGAUUUAUAACACUGGUGAGGCUAUAGAGGGAUUUAUUACACUGGUGAGGUUGUAGAGGGAUUUAUUACACUGGUGAGGCUGUAGAGGGAUUUAUUACACUGAUGAGGCUGUAGAGGGAUUUAUUACACUGGUGAGACUAUAGAGGGAUUUAUUACACUGGUGAGACUAUAGAGGGAUUUAUUACACUGGUGAGGUUAUAGAGGGAUUUAUUACACUGGUGAGGUUAUAGUGGGAUUUAUUACACUGGUGAGGCUAUAGAGGGAUUUAUUAGAGGUUGUAGAUGGAUUUAUAACACUGGUGAGGCUAUAGAGUGAUUUAUUAGACAGGUGAGGCUGCAGAGUGAUUUACUAGACAGAUGAGGCUGCAGAGUGAUUUAUUAGACAGAUGUAACAGAUCACCUGGCACCCUGACUGGGUACCCCCAUUGAUGGAUGCUCCUAGCGCUUCCCGAGGACUCCAAGCACUGCAGCAGACACCAUAACCACCGUAGACUCCUCCAGAGAGGAAGGCAGGAACAAGCUCUUACAAGAGCUUAGUGAUUAUAGCAAGGGAGUAUGACGAGCAUAGCAAUCCCUUGUAGCAGAUUCUCCCAAUAAGAGACUACACUCCAAAUUGAGGGUGAAGUAGAACCGAAGCUUUUAAUCAAACACUCUGCUUUUAUGCACAUUUUACAUACAUAGUGUUACCGGAGGAAUAACAGGAACAAACCGCAGAAGCCACACAUAGAGAUAUGGACACAGGUAUUCAGGAAGUAAGAGGCCUUUAUUCACGUACCGAUCGGGUCUCAGAUGAACUCCUGUUCCAAAAAGAUCUGAGAGAAGAAAGCAUGGUGCAGAGGCCUUUUGUUGGCAGCAUGUCCCCUCCCAUACAGUAUAACCCCUCCUAUAUUCCUCAGCCCAAUCAGCACACAGGAUAUUCAGAAUCACCUUAUAUGGGCAGCCCACGUGGCUUGUUAAAGACAAAGGAAUUUAUUACCCACUUCCACACAUGCUCAGUAUACUGAUGACUCAUCCAACUGUUUGUAAUCAGAUACUAAUUAGCAUAUGCCAUGUGGAGGUUUCAGCCUACUAAAUUUUGACCAUGCUGGAAUCCCAUUACAAUAGUACUGCCCACGGGGUUUUGCAGAACAACCAAUCAAUACGUACAAUACACUCAGACACUCCCACACAAAAUCCUCCCCUCUGCCUGUGAUAUAAUUACUGAACACAAUGGUCUAAUGUAAUUAUCACAGGCAGGAAAAUACACAUUUUUACACAAUAUUCAUAACUCCAAAAGUAUACAUCACAUUCACAUAAAACUUACAUUUUCAAAUACAAAAAUAUACGUCAAAAUCAUACAAAUUGGUUAAGUGGGUUAAAAAUUAGUUGGAAAUCCCUUUGUGACCGCCUGCAAGCAUGGCUUGGGUGUGGUAAGCCAAUUACCUCCAGCAUACAGAAAAUGGCUCUAUUCACAACAACAGUAAAAACACAUAAAAAUACACAAUUCCUAUUAUACUUAACAGAACCCCCACAUUCAACCUAUCCCCAGAAGCUUGGAUCUGAGCGCUCACUAUAUCCGAACAUCGCUCAGAUACCACAAACACAGUCAAAUCGCCAUGGGGUUAAACCAUAGCUACAAGUUCCAACUGGUCUGGCAGUGUCCCUGGGACAACGCCCUGCUGGAGAACAAUAGACAGGAAACGGGGGAGGGCCACACCUUUCUCAUGUAUUCAAAGUGGCAGAAAAAGUGUUUCAAAAUCCAGUAAGCCCAAAUAAUGUCUUUAAAGGGCAAUACGUCCAAGGGGCCAUAGUCACAUGGCAUGAGGCUGGCAAUCAGUCUUCUCCAAUGCCCAGGUGAGGCUGCAGAGUGAUUUAUUAGACAGAUGAGGCUGCAGAGUGAUUUAUUAGACAGGUGAGGCUGCAGAGUGAUUUAUUGGAUAAGUAAGGUUAUUGAGUCGGUUUAAGGAAUGGUGAGGAUAAAGAGAGAUUUAAUGUACUGGUGAGCAUGUAAUGUUGAUUAUUGAUGAGGAUGUAGAGCAGGACAAGGCAGCCAUUGGCACCCCAGAUGUUGUGGAUUAAAUCUCCCAUUAUGCUCACAGCCAGAAUGCUGACAGAUCACCAGGGAAGAUAUAGUCCACAACUUCGGGGGUGUCAAAGGUGACUUACCCCUGCUGUAGAGUUAUUUAUGACACAGGUGAGACUGUGUAUAGGUUUAUUUGGCUGGAGAAGUUCUUGAGAGAUUUAUUGUACUGAUGGUAAGUAUAUUGAGUGAUUUAUUGGAUUGAUAGGUCUGUAGAGUGAUUUAAUGGAAUAGUAAGUUUGUAGAGUGGGUUAUUAGGUUUUAUAAAAACCUGCUGUAAGGCUGUAAAAAGGCUUGUUGGACUGGUGAAUCUGUGGAGUUAUUUAUUAGACUGAUUGAGUGGUUUAUUGGAUAGGUAAUGCUUUACAGUUAUUUCUUAGACAGGAGAGGCUGUAGAGAAGACUGGUGUGGCAAUGUUGGGAUUUAUGAGAUUGUUAACUCUGAGUGUGGUUUUGUUUAUUUGUUUUUACUUAUGACAAGUAAGGAUUUGGAGUGAUGGCUGUAGCUUGGUUUAUUAUACCUGUGAGUUGGGACAGUUAUAUUUUUAGACUGAUGAAGCUGUAGAGGUGAGAGAUUUAUCUUUGUGAAACUGUAGAGUAAUUUUAGACAGGUGUUUUCAAAGUGAUUUAUUAGACUGCAGAUUCAUAGGACUGAUUUAGCUUUCGUAGAAUACACAGGCUUGGUAAAACUGUAGCGUGUUUGGUUCAUUUUUAUUUUGUUUUACAAUAAUGUUUCAAAUAAAUAAAAAUUAAUAAGAAUUCAGAGAGGUGUAUGAGUCAUUAUUAGACUGAACAGUCAGAUUGGAAAAACCUUAUUGUCAUCAUAUUUCAUGUAUGACACUGUGUGUCCGUGGGUGUAAUUAAUUCAGUGAUUCCUCUAAUGAUUGGCUAAUGUGAUUGGUAUUUACACAGGUGGAAUGUGCGUGAAGCCAUCCGCAGAACUUGCUGAUACACAUGUAGGAUGGCAAGAGGGAACACAAUUGUGAAUGCCGAAUUAAUUUGCUUUAAUGGACUGAACAAUUUUUGUAUUUAAAAAAUGUAUUAUUUUUAAAAACUUCGAUUUUGUAUAUAACUAUAUUCAAUUCUACUGUAACUAGAGCAUAUUUUCUAAUUCAAACAGGCUACGUUACAAAAAGUAAGAAGAAAAAGAAUCAUUAAGAAGCGUUUUUAUGGACCUCAAAAAUAUUAACAUUCAAAUGACCCAGAAGAACCUAUGGAUGGGACAUUAGAUGAAAAUACUAAAAUUAUCCCCCAAAACACUUAUAAAAUAGACUUUAUUGAAGAUCCAGAUUCAUUUAGUUACAACAACUUUUUUCAGAAUUAUUUGGUCACAAACAAUCCAUGUCUUUUCUCGGCUAAGUUCACAGAGAACUGGGGGAGUCGGAAGGAUUGGGUCACAGAUAGUAACAGUCCAAAUUGGCAUCACCUGCUCCAGAAUUUUGGUAAGAACCGGUAGCUGACCCACAAUGGUAUAUGUAUAGUACAUAAUACCAAGGAAAGAAAAAUCAAGAAUACUGGUCCCCUGUAUUCUUUAUACCAAACACAUUAAUAAUAAUAAUAACAUGAAAUCUUUGUUACUAAGAAGGAUACAUUUUGGUGUACAUAUGUUCAGUAUAAUUCCUUUCCCCAUCCCUAUAGUUCAACAAUGGUAUCACUGCAGUUCCUCUUUCAUAUCCUUUACCCAUAAAGUACAGUGCUGAGUGUAUGCCCUGUAUCACUGACACUAAGGUAUGUGUUGUGCGGAGGCUUACUAAUAAAAAGCCUUUGAGAGCACUUCCGGUGCUAUGGCUUUGAUAUUUGCAUUAGUGAUUAAAUACGUUUCGUUUUUCUGGUUUCUGACAUGUUUACUGAUUGUUUAAGCUCCACCGUAGAAAUCAGAUUGAAAAUCAUUUUCUUUCAGCACAAACAUCUUUUGAGGUAUUUGAUAAGUACAUUCUGCAGUUCUAUUUUAUACAUUUCUCUUUUUCUGAAUGACAGGUGAUGCGAUCGUUCCUGUGGCAAACUGUGAUGUUAAAGAAUAUAACUCCAAUCCCAAAGAACAGAUCCCACUUCGGGAAUACAUAACUUACUGGAGAAAUUAUAUAAAAAACAACCACCUGUCUGCCAAUGGAUGUCUUUACCUGAAGGAUUGGCACAUGCACAGGUACCGAUCUGAUCUGAAAACAAACAUAUUCUUAGCGCUAAAGGGUUUCUACAAAUUGGGGGAAAAAGGCUUUAUUUACACUUUUUCUAGACUCACUCUGUGCAGACACUUUUUAGGAGAGUACCGGAAAUGUUUAUUCAUGUAGUACAGGAGAGUACCGGAAACGUUUAAUCAUGUAGUAUAGGAGAGUACCGGAAACGUUUAUUCAUGUAGUAUAGGAGAGUACCGGAAACUUUUAUUCAUGUAGUACAGGAGAGUACCGGAAACGUUUAAUCAUGUAGUAUAGGAGAGUACCGGAAACGUUUAAUCAUGUAGUAUAGGAGAGUACCGGAAACGUUUAAUCAUGUAGUAUAGGAGAGUACCGGAAACGUUUAAUCAUGUAGUAUAGGAGAGUACCGGAAACGUUUAUUCAUGUAGUACAGGAGAGUACCGGAAACGUUUAAUCAUGUAGUAUAGGAGAGUACCGGAAACGUUUAUUCAUGUAGUAUAGGAGAGUACCGGAAACGUUUAUUCAUGUAGUAUAGGAGAGUACCGGAAACGUUUAAUCAUGUAGUAUAGGAGAGUACCGGAAACUUUUAUUCAUGUAGUAUAGGAGAGUACCGGAAAUGUUUAUUCAUGUAGUAUAGGAGAGUACCGGAAAUGUUUAUUCUUGUAGUAUAGGAGAGUACCGGAAAUGUUUAUUCAUGUAGUACAGGAGAGUACCGGAAACGUUUAUUCUUGUAGUAUAGGAGAGUACCGGAAACGUUUAUUCAUGUAGUAUAGGAGAGUACCGGAAACUUUUAUUCAUGUAGUAAAGGAGAGUACCGGAAAUGUUUAUUCAUGUAGUAUAGGAGAGUACCGGAAACGUUUAUUCAUGUAGUACAGGAGAGUACCGGAAACGUUUAAUCAUGUAGUAUAGGAGAGUACCGGAAACGUUUAAUCAUGUAGUAUAGGAGAGUACCGGAAACGUUUAAUCAUGUAGUAUAGGAGAGUACCGGAAACGUUUAAUCAUGUAGUAUAGGAGAGUACCGGAAACGUUUAUUCAUGUAGUACAGGAGAGUACCGGAAACGUUUAAUCAUGUAGUAUAGGAGAGUACCGGAAACGUUUAUUCAUGUAGUAUAGGAGAGUACCGGAAACUUUUAUUCAUGUAGUAUAGGAGAGUACCGGAAACGUUUAUUCAUGUAGUAUAGGAGAGUACCGGAAAUGUUUAUUCAUGUAGUAUAGGAGAGUACCGGAAAUGUUUAUUCAUGUAGUAUAGGAGAGUACCGGAAACGUUUAUUCAUGUAGUAUAGGAGAGUACCGGAAAUGUUUAUUCAUGUAGUAUAGGAGAGUACCGGAAACUUUUAUUCAUGUAGUAUAGGAGAGUACCGGAAACGUUUAUUCAUGUAGUAUAGGAGAGUACCGGAAACGUUUAUUCAUGUAGUAUAGGAGAGUACCGGAAACGUUUAUUCAUGUUUAUAUCAUGUAGUAGUAUAGGAGACCCGGAAUUCACGUUUAUUCAUGUAGUAUAGGAGAGUACCGUAGUAUAGGAGAGUACGGAAAUUUCAUGUAGUAUAGGAGAGUACGGAAGCGUUUAUUCAUGUAGUAUAGGAGAGUACCGGAAACGUUUAUUCAUGUAGUAUAGGAGAGUACCGGAAACUUUUAUUCAUGUAGUAUAGGAGAGUACCGGAAACGUUUAUUCAUGUAGUAUAGGAAAGUACCGGAAACUUUUAUUCAUGUAGUAUAGGAGAGUACCGGAAACGUUUAUUCAUGUAGUAUAGGAGAGUACCGGAAACGUUUAUUCAUGUAGUAUAGGAGAGUACCGGAAAUGUUCAUGUAGUAUAGGAGAGUACCGGAAACUUUUAUUCAUGUAGUAUAGGAGAGUACCGGAAACGUUUAUUCAUGUAGUAUAGGAGAGUACCGGAAACGUUUAUUCAUGUAGUAUAGGAGAGUACCGGAAACGUUUAUUCAUGUAAUAUAGGAGAGUACCGGAAACUUUUAUUCAUGUAGUAUAGGAAAGAACCGGAAACGUUUAUUCAUGCAGUAUAGGAGAGUACCGGAAACGUUUAUUCAUGUAGUGUAGGAAAGAACCGGAAACGUUUAUUCAUGUAGUAUAGGAGAGUACCGGAAAUGUUUAUUCAUGUAGUAUAGGAGAGUACCGGAUACAUUUAUUCUUGUAGUAUUGGAGAGUACCGGAAUCAUUUAUUCUCGUAGUAUAGGAGAGUAUCAGAGUUUUAUUCUUGUAGUAUAGGAGAGUACCAGACUUUUAUUCUCGUAGUAUAGGAGAGUACCAGACUUUUAUUCUUGUAGUGUAGGAGAGUACUGAAACCUUUAUUCCCAUAGUAUAGAAGGGUUCUGGAACAUUUAUUUCCCUAGUAUUUGGAGAGUACCAGCAUCUAUAUUUACUUAGUAUAGAAAUAUACCUGAAUCUUUAUUUUGCUUAAUAUAGGAGAAUAUUGGAACAUUUAUCCCCCUAAUAUAGGCAUAUAUUGGUAUAUUUCACCCAUAGUAUAGGAGAAUAUCGGAAUUUAUAUGCUCUUAGAACAGGAUAGUACUGUAACCUUAAGGAGAGUACCAGACCUUUUAUUCCGGUAGUGUAGGAGUGUGCCAGAAUUUGUAUUCUCUAUUACUGUACCUAUUACCAGAAUCUUAAUUCUCUUAGUUUAAAGGAGCAUAGUGUAGUGUUUCCUGUAUUUUCCAAAAUAUUUUUGGUAACAUAAUAUAAGAUAGCUAAUAAUAAUAUCAAAUUAUUUAGACUUCAGCAGCUGAAUAUUCUCUCAGUAAAACAAUUUCAUUUAUUUCAUUUUCAGAGCUAUUUAUACAAUUUCUGAAAUAUUGUAAAUGUACAGAUUUGUUUGAUAUUCACAUUAUUUGCAGACAUUGUAUGUUCAUGUCCGGGACUGAUAAUUUAAAGGGAUACAAUAGACCCCCUUAAGCACUUUAGCUUGUUGAAAUGCUUUAUGUUCGAAGAAUGCAUCAUUUUUUUUCAUUUUACAAAAUGUUUAGAUUUCAAUAGAAAUGUGCACAUAACCUUGUUAAUUGACUACCCCUUGCUGUCAGAUGACUGGUCCUGUUACUUCCUGGUUUCAUUGGCUCAGUGAAGCUAAACACAAGAGGCAGCAAUUGCCCAGAGCAUCUGCCUUGCAAAGACUUCUCAUUGGACUGCAUUAGGUAAUUUGUGAUUAGACAGUCACAGAAAUUCUAUGCUGGAAAUAAGGCUAGGGUUUGAAAAUGCUGCAGACAAGAGAACUGCAGCUUUUGCAAGAUGCUUUUAGAGUCACCCACAAUGAACAAAUGCACAAUUAAACGCAUGCUUGUUUUCAGUGGGGCUAUAUCUUCUAAACAGUGGGUUUUUACUUUUUGUGUUUGUGUGUGUGUUUGGCCGGUGGAGCGUCCCUCUAAUUAACACAAUUAAUGUGUAACUUUUUGUUUUUCCAUUUAUAGAGCUUUCCCCAACCAAGAUGCUUACAGAGCCCCGCAGUAUUUUUCUUCCGACUGGUUGAAUGAAUAUUGGGAUGCAAUUGCUGGAGACGAUUAUCGCUUUGUCUAUAUGGGACCCACUGGCUCCUGGUUUGUCCUGUUUUUCUGCUGAUUUUAGUGCCACAUUAAAGCACAAUGAGAUACUGCGGCUUUAGCUGUCUAAUAAUGUAUAAUUUAGUUGUUUGUUGUAUUUUGGAAUAUGAUUCCAGUUAGAAGAUUUUUCUGAUGGCAUUGACCAUCGUUGGUCCUUUAAGAGUUAAAUAUUUGUAUUUUGUACGGCUGUAGAAAUAGAUUUAGAAUCUUCCCAUUGCAUCUUUAAUUUUUCUUUCAAUUUUACAAAUGAACAAAAAAGCAACUUAAAAUACAAACACGGCUAAUUUCUAAAAUGGGAAGUGCAGAUAUUAAACAAACAAAAAUAGCUGAGUUUGAAGAAUAGAAAAUCUGAGAAUUUUUUUUUUUUUUUUUUAAUUCUUUCAUUUUCUCUGAAAUUGUGCUUUUCAGCCUGUUCGGUGAAUAAUCCCAGUGAUUAAAUGCUUACACCCUUUUUAUUUGGAUAAAGUAUCUGCACUACACAAUCUUUUUAAGACUAUACUUUUUUCUUAACAAUACUAAAAAGUUCGAGCCAGCAAAACUGAAACACAUAUAGAUAUUGGGCUGCUUCACGUCACAUGAUAUAUAGAUGUUUAAAAACAUAAAACAGAUUUGUAACAUCCCUUUUAAAUGCGUGUCACUUUUCUUUUACUAAAAACAUUUAGAAUACACUUUCUUAUUCUGACCAGGAGAUGGCAGUAUCGCUGUUUUUAUGGGCUAUUUCUGCCACUUAUUUCCAUUGAAGUUGUAAAAAUUGAAAAAGAGCAUGAGAUGAAACAGGCUUAAAAUUAAAAAAGAAAAGAGAAAUAUUGGGUUUGACUGUUCUCCAUCAAAACCAAUGGACUGGAUUGUCAUGUUCUAGAUAGAGGGAUUUUUCACACUUGUAUUUAUGGUUAGUAGCAGAUAGAAGCUGACAGUAUGUUCUUUUAUUUCUACAUUUAACACCAAGAUUUAUCUGCGGAGCGAGAGAGAAAGUGAAAUGCGACCCGUGUACGGUGUAUAAAUCUGUGGCAUCAGUUUUAUUAGUAAUUAAAUCAUCUAAACAAUCCAAGGACCGGCAUGUACCAUCUAUACACCAGGCUGCCAGCACUAGUCAGCAGUGUCUUCUAUAUUGAUAAUAUCAGAGGGUCAGGGAGAAGGCAGUAUAUUUAAUUUGCAGUCAGCUGUGAUACAUUAAUAACCAGCUUGGAAUAUCUGGGCCAAAUUAGCUCAGCUGACAUUUCUUCCAACGCUAAAUUAUAUUUUAUUAAAUAAACAAGUUAACUCGUAAAAGUAACUUUUUGUUGUUGUUCAGGACACCUUUCCAUGCUGACGUGUUUCGCUCAUACAGCUGGUCCGCCAAUAUCUGUGGGCGGAAGAAAUGGUUGCUGUUCCCACCUGGCCAGGAGGACUAUCUCAGAGAUCAUCGUGGGAACCUCCCAUAUGACGUGACGUCAACUGUGCUUCAAGACCAGAGUCUGUAUCCCAAGUCGUACAUGUGUUGCCCACCCAUCGAGGUCGUACAGGAAGCUGGACAGGUGAUUUUUAUCCCAAGUGGUUGGCACCAUCAGGUGUACAACUUGGUAAGCAAGCACACUGGUGUUGUGUGGGGGGGAUGGGAGUAGGUGGGUAUGUAUAGCUAGAUAUUAAACACACAGGGAAACUCCACACGGAUUUAUGGAAAUUCUAAAUUUAUCGUUGUUAUAUCUACGUAUCUCAAUUAGGAACUAAGGAAUAAUACGAAUUGGACACAGUAAUUUUGCUCAAACAUCUUUCCCCAAUUCUCCCAGAAUUUCUGGUUCGAGAUGCAAAUUAACACUUUUUGUCAGGGGUCUUUUUAUAGUCCUACAUGAGGUGCAUUGAUUUUCAUUUUGUUUCUUUUUCAGGCAGACACAAUCUCCAUUAACCACAACUGGGUGAAUGGCUGCAAUGUGUCUGUCAUGUGGCGGUUCCUUCGCAAUGAGUUGGAGGCGGUUCACCAGGAGAUUGGGGAAUGGAAGGAGACAAUGGAUAACUGGCACGAUCAUUGCCAGGUAACAAUGUAUUUGUCGUCUGCUUCCUGUAGCUGAGGAGGUUUGCAAUGUCUCUGUCCUACGUUUUAACUCAACAGUUUCUCAUUUUCUGUCUUCAUCUGCACUAUGAAUAUAGAAAAUAAUCCAGGCACUCCAACGAAUUCCAAAAUAUAGGCAAUCUUGAUUGGAACAAGGAACCAAACAGCAAUGUUUCACCGUUUGUCAAGCUUGACAAAGGCCCUUAGGGGUCGAAACGUUGCUGUUUGGUUCCUUGUUCCAACAAAGAUUGCCUAUAUUUUGGAAUUCGUUGGAGUCCCUGGAUUAUUUUUUAUAUUCAAAUGCUACAAUUGGUCCUUUUUUGGUACUAGGACUUAUCCAUUUGAGCACCCUGAAUUCCAGACGAAGAAUUGAGUGCACUUCCAUCAUCUAUACAUGCCAUUCAUCUGCACUAUGUCACACAUUUGUGGGGUGGUUGUUGAUGUUAUGAAAGGUUUGUUUUCUUCUCGUGGUCAAUAUACAGCUGUGCUCAGUAUUCAAAUAGAAUUUACAGAUUCAUUUUACCUGCACAAAGUUCAGCACUACGCAUUGCCUCACUGUAAAUAAGGUAGAGUUCACACUUUCACUGAAACAAGCCCCCAAAUCCAAGCCAUGACAAGAACACUGGAAAUCUUUGAAGGAAAACUAUAGUCACCAGUCCUGAUGUCUUAGGACUGUAAAUGUUGCCUUUUCAUAGAUAAGGCAGUGUUUAGAUACUGCCUAGUAACACCUCUAGGUGCAGUCACUCAGAUGGCCACUAGAGGUGCUCUGCAUGGAGACGCUGAAUGCUCAGCAUAGAGAUGCACUGAUUCAAUGCAUCUCUCGGAGGUUGUUGUUCUGCCGUGCAUGCCCAAUAGCCUCCCAAUGCUUUCCUAUGGGAAAAACUGAGAUCACCAAGAUUUAUGAUCGCAGCCAUGGAGGAGGGGCUAGCUGAGGCGCAGUGAUGGCGAAGUGAUGGAGAAAAGGCAAGUAAAAUCUGAGAGGGGCCGGAGACCAAAACAGCCACUCCAGAGGAAUAGUGUUAGAAAUACUAUAGUGUUCCUUUAAAUGUAACUCUUUAAUUUGACAGGAAACAGAUUCCUAUAAUUCAGGAUUACUUAAUUUACUACUAAAAAGUAUUUUAAUUUACAAUACUAUAUUAAAAACACAGCAAAAUAAACCUUAGUAAUGUCUCACAAGGAGAUCCAUUGGUGUUUUAAAGCGUCUCUCUCUAUGUUUUCUUCCUUGCACUGCAUCUUAACACCCGGUGCCUCCAUUUAGUUCUCCUCUGUCCGUGGUGUCAAUAGUUUGCCCUUCUGUGGGAGUCUAUUAAUGGGUUCUGGGUAAAUUUACUUAGCAGCUAAAAUGGAACUUUACUAAACACCUGCCCAUUGCCAAAAUGUUUCAAAGGCUCCCUAUUAAAACUAAUAUGAAUUCAAAAAAUAAAUAAAAACAAGGAGAAAUAGAAUGACACUGGAUUCAUUUAGAAAAGUGACCAAGCCGCUUGAAUUACUAUUUGAAUAUUUAUUGAUAGUUUAGAUAUGACUUUUGUCUCCUCUUUAUCUGUUUUUAUGUCUGUGUUUUUCUUGCUUUGAAUAUCUGUAUAUUAUAGACACUGAGACAUGUACAGGGAUGGAUGGAGAUAGACAGAGGCAGAAGAGAUCAUAGAUCAAUAGAUAUUAGAUACACGUAGAGAUGGAUUUAGUGCAAUCAGGCCUUUAAUAUGUAUUUUCUAAAUUCGCAGGUUAUAAUGAAAUCAUGCACUGGAAUUGAUUACAAGGAAUUUUAUAUUUUCCUCAAGAUAAUUGCAGAAAAUCGAAUUUAUGACUUGGAGAAUUCAGAGUUUGACUCAGCCUGUGAAAAACUCUCCAAUGGAUCCUUCGUGAUGUCCCCUGGACCACAACACGCAAUGUUUGAUAUCACAAAAAUUAUAGAAAUUUUAACAUUCUUUAUGUGUGAUGAAGACUUUCAAAAACUUGAGCAAGACUCUCUGUCACCCCCUCCUGAUGAAUUGAUGCGAUGCCUGAAGUCUGCUAUAGCAAAACACUCCUUAGACACCAAUAAAAGCAGCCCAGAAAUAUGA
Pelobates cultripes (western spadefoot toad) is the source of this 12760-nucleotide messenger RNA. Lineage: Eukaryota; Metazoa; Chordata; Amphibia; Anura; Pelobatidae. The record is from the annotation of a GenBank genome assembly.